Messenger RNA from Komagataella phaffii GS115, 732 nucleotides. Its product is annotated as Protein with a role in transcription. The coding region runs from base 1 to 732 and encodes 243 amino acids. Gene Ontology annotation, cellular component: cytoplasm; nucleus. Lineage: Eukaryota; Fungi; Ascomycota; Pichiomycetes; Pichiales; Pichiaceae. The transcript has a single exon. Gene Ontology annotation, molecular function: RNA polymerase II CTD heptapeptide repeat phosphatase activity; RNA polymerase core enzyme binding. The record is from RefSeq and is a predicted model, not a curated record.
AUGUUUUACGGCAUUCAAGAAAUUGCCGAUCUACUUUCCUCCUUCCAUUCAAGGUCGCUACUGACUCCACCCGAGGCCAACAAGCUAACACUGACCCUGUUGGAGUGUCUCACGGAGAACUAUACCGAUAUCACUACAUUACGCUUCCUGAGCCGGUUCCUUACAAAGGACGCGUACAGAGAACUGACCAAAGAACGCAUAAUAACACAUACAUGUGGGUAUCCUACGUGUAGCAAACACUCCGCCAAGAUAAAAGACCGGCACUACACAAAUCACCUAGAGUUGCCCAACACUUUCACCAAUUCAUAUUGCUCCCGGUUCCACUACCAGUGCUCGGAGUUUUACUUGAACCAAUUGUCCAACGAAGCGUUAUUUGGGCGUAAGGAUGUAAUGACAUUACCCUACAAUGAUGAGAGAUCCUAUGAAAGCAAGAUGAUAAUGUUGGAGGACAUCAUCUCGAACCCAAAUGUUGUGGAUAGUGAUAAGAUGGACGAUAUGAUAAGGUCCAUGGGCGAUAUCAACAUCAAGGAUGAUAAGAAGGUGAGUCCGGAAGACUGGAUGGAGAUGUUCGAAGACAUCAAAAUUGUGGAGAAUCAAGAUCCCAAGAAAGAGGGUGAUUUUGAGCAAACUGAGGACAACAAGGAUUCUAUAAGUGGAGAGGGAAAAGAAAAUCCUAGAAACAUUAACAAUCCUUUGAACAUAGAGGGCUACACGACUACAAUUAAAAACUGA